Messenger RNA from Colletotrichum scovillei, 654 nucleotides. RefSeq lists its product as uncharacterized. The transcript has 3 exons. Bases 1 to 654 code for a protein of 217 amino acids. Lineage: Eukaryota; Fungi; Ascomycota; Sordariomycetes; Glomerellales; Glomerellaceae. The record is from RefSeq and is a predicted model, not a curated record.
AUGCCCUCGCCGACGGGCGUAUUGUGCAAGAUGCUCGCCUCCGGGGGAUGUGGCGCUUCCCACUGCGAUGAAUGCUCGCGGGACUUGGCUCAGAUAUGCGAAGUUGGCCAUCAUUCCGGUAUAGGUCAAGACGGAUUCUAUGCUCCGUACGCGGCUAUCGAUAUCCGUGGACUUGCACAUGUUCCUCAAGGAGUCUCGCCCGCUGAGGCUGCGGUGGCCACUGACGCCGUUACAACCGCUUACCACGCUGUUCAUCGAAGAGGCGAAGUCAAAGCAGACGAAACCGUUUUUCUAUUCGGCCUGGGAGGCCUGGGAUUCAAUGCUCUUCAAAUUGUCCUGAACAUUGGGGCAAGAGUUAUUGUCUCUGAUAUCAGAGAAAGUCUGCUCGACGAGGCUGCCGCGAUUGGGGUUCCUCGGGCAGACUUAGUUUCGCCAGGGAAGAAGGUUCAAGAAUUUGUCAUUGAACAAGGAUUGACCGGUAAAAUCGACACCGUCCUUGAUUUUGUCGGCACUCAUCAGACCUUUGAGGACGCUCAGCAGAUAGGCAAAAUCAGGCCUAGGGUUGAGACGGCGAAAUUGAGUGACUUUCCCGAUGUCUUGGACCGCUUGGAAAGAGGCGAAAUCAAAGCCAGAGUUGCUCUGAUGCACGAAUGA